AUGACAAAGGAAGUCACCCAAAAUAGUUAUACAAAUGAGGAAAAUAGUUUUCGCGUGGAAUUAUUAAAUUGCGCAAAAUUGUUAAAUCUAUUCGAUCACGGAUAUGACGACACGGAAUUCAUCACUCCAUUAGGAGAUUAUAAAUCUAAACAAACUUCGUUAUAUAUUGAGGAGCCUCUAAUCGCCAAUAAGAGGAAUCAAGUUGUCAAACAAGAUGUACCGUCUAAUGUAUCUGAAAUUCUUCAGUUGAUGGUUGAUGAUGAGGAAAAUGAAAUAAAUUUAAAGAUUAAAAAAGAUCAGCCAUUACCUGAGGAAAGUGGUAUCAGGGCUCCGUUAGAGAUGCUAAAUGAAUGGGGGGCGAGUGGAUUACUGUUUGAUCUGGAAGAAAUGGUUUCUGCUAAUUACAAAGAAUUUGAAGAUUCUAUCGAUAAUUUGACGCGGUUUGAGGAAGUAUUGCGAUUAG
This is a messenger RNA of Acaulospora colombiana, 463 nucleotides long. NCBI's taxonomy places the organism in Eukaryota, Fungi, Glomeromycota, Glomeromycetes, Diversisporales, Acaulosporaceae. The record is from the annotation of a GenBank genome assembly.